GCGGAAAGAACACCUCCCUGGAUGGUGUCUAUCCAAGGCUUUGUUUGCCGCGUUUGGUACAGGGGUGAACCCGUAAUUUGUAAUAUCUGUAGCAAGGAGGGACACAAAUCUAUGUCCUCUCCGGACAAGAAUAAAUGUUGUCUCUGUGGUAGUGAAGGGCAUCUGGCUCGGUCCUGCCCCACUCUCUGGGGUAAUCGUGAGGCUCAUAAUCCUGCUCCUCCUUUGGAGCAACCUGCUGCUGACACGAAUGCCGCUGGCGCUGCUGCCACGGAGGCUGUUAAUGCUGUUUUGAAUGCUGAAACUCAGGCUUCUCCUUCUAGUAAAACCCUUGAUGACAACGGGUCUAAUAAUGCAGGAUUGAAUGCUGGAGAAGCUUUGCCUUCUGUUGAAGGCACUCCAAAAGCCUCCUCUGAAUCUAGCCAAAUUGAUUCCGACGAAAUUAAUGAAUUUACCUCUCAGGAGUCUCAGGAGUCUUCUUCACAAGACUCUGAAAGUAUUUCUCAAUUCUCCGAUCAGAGUCAAAGCAUUCUUUGUAAUGCAAAUGGUAGUGUUAUUAAUCAAAGCAAUAAUGUUGUGGUUGUGUUAGAUGAGGGCCAAGCCCCUUCUUCGCCUGGUGAUACUCAAGAUGAAGUUGAAGAUAUGGAU
Molecule: messenger RNA, 645 nt
Organism: Orbicella faveolata
Lineage: Eukaryota; Metazoa; Cnidaria; Anthozoa; Scleractinia; Merulinidae
Source: RefSeq, a predicted model, not a curated record